Chaetomium strumarium is the source of this 1876-nucleotide messenger RNA. Its product is annotated as chaperonin Cpn60/TCP-1 family. The record is from RefSeq and is a predicted model, not a curated record. Gene Ontology annotation, biological process: protein folding. Lineage: Eukaryota; Fungi; Ascomycota; Sordariomycetes; Sordariales; Chaetomiaceae. The coding region runs from base 110 to 1702 and encodes 530 amino acids. Gene Ontology annotation, molecular function: ATP binding; ATP hydrolysis activity; ATP-dependent protein folding chaperone. The transcript has 4 exons. Gene Ontology annotation, cellular component: chaperonin-containing T-complex; cytosol.
GCUUCUAACGUGCCCCUCCUCCCCGCCAUAUCACGGACCCCUUGCUCCAGCGAACAUCACCCCAUACGUAGAUUUUUGUUUCUCCUAGAUAUCCAAACAGGCCAGAAUCAUGUCUUCAUUUAGCCCAACCCAGAUCUUCGAAGAGGGCACAACGGAGGAAAAGGGUGAGAAUGCCCGCCUCACUGCCUUCGUCGGCGCCAUUGCCGUCGGGGACCUGGUAAAGAGCACUCUUGGGCCAAAGGGCAUGGACAAGAUUCUGCAGUCUGCGUCAACUGGCGAGAUUAUGGUCACAAACGAUGGUGCUACAAUCCUCAAGUCUAUCGCUCUCGAUAACGCUGCAGCAAAAGUCCUGGUCAAUAUCUCCAAGGUCCAAGAUGACGAAGUCGGUGACGGGACCACGUCCGUCGCAGUGCUCGCCGCUGAGCUGCUGCGCGAGGCCGAGAAGCUCGUCGCCCAAAAGAUCCACCCCCAGACCAUCAUCGAAGGGUACCGGAUAGCUAGCCAGGCUGCGUUAAAGGCGCUAGAGGCGUCAGCGGUAGAUCACAGCAAAAACCCAGAAGCGUUCAAGAACGAUCUCCUCGCGAUCGCCCGUACGACCCUCAGCUCGAAGGUGCUUGCCCAGGACAGAGACCACUUCGCGAAGCUGGCUGUCGAUGCCGUUCUGCGGUUGAAAGGCUCGUCCGACCUCAGCCACAUCCAAAUCAUCAAGAAGGCCGGCGGCAAGCUCAGCGAGUCAUACCUGGACGAGGGCUUCAUCCUGGACAAGAAGAUCGGCGUUAACCAGCCCAAGCGCUUGGAGAAGGCCAAGAUCCUCGUGGCCAACACAUCCAUGGACACCGACAAGGUCAAGAUCUUCGGCGCCCGGCUCAAGGUCAGCUCCACCAGCAAACUGGCGGAACUUGAGAAGGCCGAGCGGGAGAAGAUGAAGGCCAAGGUAGAGAAGAUCAAGGCGCACGGCAUCAACUGCUUCAUCAACCGGCAGCUGAUCUACAACUGGCCCGAGCAGCUCUUCACCGACGCCGGCAUCAUGUCGAUUGAGCACGCCGACUUCGACGGCAUCGAGCGGCUGGCGUUGGUGACAGGCGGCGAGAUCGCCUCCACAUUCGACCAUCCGGAGCAAGUCAAGCUCGGCCACUGCGAGCUGAUCGAGGAGGUUCUGAUCGGCGAGGACACGCUGAUCAAGUUCUCGGGCGUGGCCGCGGGCCAGGCAUGCACGAUCGUGUUGCGCGGCGCGACGGACCAGCUGCUCGACGAGGCCGAGCGGAGUUUGCACGACGCGCUAGCCGUGCUGUCGCAGACGGUGAAGGAGCCUCGCACGACGCUGGGUGGCGGCUGCGCCGAGAUGGUCAUGGCUAAGGCCGUUGAGGGCGCCGCCACACGCAUCGAGGGCAAGAAGCAGACGGCCGUGGCCGCGUUUGCCAUCGCCCUGCGCCAGCUGCCGACCAUCCUAGCGGACAACGCCGGUCUCGACUCGGGCGACCUGGUUGCGCGCCUGCGCAAGGCCAUUUACGAUGGCAUGACGACGUAUGGGUUGGAUCUCAUGACGCCCGGCGGCGGGAUUGCGGAUAUGCGGGAGCUGGGUGUGAUUGAGAGUUACAAGCUCAAGAGGGCGGUGGUGUCCUCGGCGAGCGAGGCUGCUGAGCUCCUUCUGCGUGUGGACGACAUAAUAAGAGCCGCUCCCAGGAGGCGGGAGAGGCACUGAGUGUAGGGGUGUCCGUGGCUACGACGUGUUGGACUUGUAGAGUACCAUAGGCGGACCAAAUCCAUCGCCGGAAACCAGUUAGAGGUCUGUGACGUUCUUGGACACCGUCUCCUACCAUGUGCAAAGGGUGAGAGUGAAACCGCUUAGACCCGGAUCAGGUAGGUUAGAUUCGCG